Molecule: messenger RNA, 2703 nt
Organism: Nilaparvata lugens (brown planthopper)
Lineage: Eukaryota; Metazoa; Arthropoda; Insecta; Hemiptera; Delphacidae
Product: protein abrupt
Exons: 6
Coding region: 306-1508 (400 amino acids)
Biological process (GO): regulation of transcription by RNA polymerase II
Cellular component (GO): nucleus
Molecular function (GO): protein binding
Source: RefSeq, a predicted model, not a curated record
GGUUCGUUGAUCCGAAUUUUUUUGUGAUUUGUGUUGUGAAGAGUGAUUUCUGUCUACUGUGUUUGCGUUGCUGUGUUUAGAAUCUCACAAUUCAUUUGUAUUCGAUAAAAUCGUCUACAGAUAUUUAUUGAUCUAUUGUGAAUAUUUUUGUUCAACUGAAAGCUAUCUUUUACUAAAUAAUAUCCAACUUUUUGUUGUGUGCUCCAAGAAUUGUACUCGUGGAAUGAGAAAAGAACAGUGUCAUAUAAGAUAACCUCACCUUACAUUGAGAUUAAAAAAUCAAUUAAAAAAAGUUUUUAAACAGAAUGGGAAGUACAAAAGUGCUAGCGUGGGGUGAGUUCAGUUCGUCUCUGGCGUCGACGGUGCAAGCACUGCACGGUCAUGAGGAGCUGGUUGACGUCACUUUGGCAGCGGACGGCCGGUCGUUCCCAGCCCAUAAAUUGGUGCUCAGCGCUGCCAGUCCGCUACUCAUGGAUCUCCUCAAGAACUCAGGCUGCCAGCACCCAGUGGUGUUGCUGGCGGGGAUAACGGCACGUGACCUCGAGGCCCUGCUUCAGUUUGUCUACCAGGGCGAAGUGAGUGUCGAUCCAAACCAGCUGCCUUCCCUGCUACAGGCUGCCAACUGUCUCGACAUACAGGCGUUCCUGUCCAUUGCACUUUCCGAGGACUUGUACAGCAGUAGUCAAAACGACGAGGCGAUGAUGUCACAGAGCAUGAUGUCACCGACACGCAAACGACGCAGAAAGCAUAAACGGAUGCCCGAACACAAAAUGGAGACGGAAGCACACGAAUGGCACCAGCCGACGUCCGCUGUCAGCCAUUCGACGUCCAUUGAGUGCCAAACGGACUCGCUGGACGAGAACAUCAUCGAGAACCACCAUUUGUGCAUGGAGAGCGGAUCGGCCGCUGAGAACAGUGGAUCGGAAACAAUUGAAGAAACGACGAUUUGUAUUGACGGACAGAUGACGACACUGCGACGCAUGCCAUCCGACCAGCCGGCCGAGUGCCCAGUAUGUGGCGCCUUCAUCAAGCAGUCGCGUAACCUGAAGCGUCACAUCCAGAUCAAGCAUCGCGACGCGCACAUCCAGUUUGCCGCCGUCCGCAAAAGGCGCAGAAAAACAUCGGCCUCCGCCUCCACCGCCGCCAACGCCUCCACCGCCCCAACCGCCUCUCAAGACGACAACGACCUCGAAUGCCCUCCUGUCGAACCGAUCCCCGAAACACCCGAACCAGCUUCCGCAUCACAGGCACCUCAGAUCACCGACCUGCAGCCAAUGCGGUGGUACUCGCCGUUGUGGACCUCUGCGGUACCCGGCACCUCGACAGAUGUCCUCUGCUACUCACUGCCCGCGCAGAUCUCGCCGACAGUAGUGCACAGGGACCACACCACCGUAGGAGGCCCCGCUUCCCCCACCACCACCACCACCGGCUACGCGGGGACGGUGGGAGAAGGGGGUGGGGAGGAGCACCUUCCCCCCUCUACCGCCGCCGCCAUCAAAAGUGAAUGAAUGGAGCCCGAUCGCGCGCUCAUCGUUUCCAGUCUGUUGGUCAGUAUGAGCAUUGAGAACGGUGAUAAACGGUGAUCUAAUAUGUAUGCACAUUUAAAUUUAAUAUCGAGUGGCCUGGCUGGCUCAGGUGUGGUGUCAGUUUUCAGGUCUCAACUAAUAAUACUAAUGAUAUAAGAACAAAUAUAAGAAAACAAGUCUUGUUCUGUGUAUAUCUCCACCGUCGUCUCUGUGGUGAGGUUCACUUGAAAUUGUCAGCAUUCUUUGUAAAUAACAUUCAACCAAUGCUGAAUCGCAUUUUAUGCUUGUUACAAGUAUCUUCUUUUAGAGCCAGACCACAUUAAACACUUUUGCAGGCGCCAACCCAAUCAGCCAAUCGGAGAGCUUCCUGUCCUGUCGACACUGAAAACGCCUGAAAAACGCUUAAGAGCCUGUUCACAUGACAGCGAUUUACGCUCGGUUGUCGCGCGGUUGACCAACCGAGCGGUUGCCAGGUAUAGGGAAAAACAUGGUGCCGUACACAUGCAAUGCUCGGUUUGAGCAGUCGCCGGCGAAUCGCGGCGGUUGUAGUCUCCAGUCCAACCGCUCGGUUGUCGCUCGGUUGCCGGGCAUGAGAGCGUACACAUGUCUUGAGUCAACCGAGCGGUUUCGAGCAGAGCAGUUCACAUAGUGCCCAUUCUAUUACAAUUUCAGUUCAAUUAAAUUUUAUUCCAUUACAAUUUUCAGUUCAGUUAGCUAGUAAGUUAGUUUGUAGAGGAUCAUAUAUCAUAGUAGGGUAAACUAGCCCGUUGGGACACCAAAAUUCAAACAGCUAUAAAUUGGACAAAAAUAACAAAAAUAUUCAUUUUUUAAUUUCAUAUUGAUUGUAUUUGCUUACACUUUCAUGGCAACUGCAUUGAUUGUCAAUUAAUCUUUUUAUUGCAAAAACGAUUUUUAAAAAUAUAAAAAAGUAUAAACUCAAUCUCCCCCUUUAAAACAUAAUUGAACAAAAUCUUAUAGGUUAUUUAGGUACAUAAUAGUUAUUUUGUUGUUUUGUCAUUGUUGUUAAAUAAAUAAUGAGUUAUUUUUAUACAUUUUUAGUAAAUUGAAUAGCUUUUUCAAAAAUUGACAUUUUCAGAAAAUGUUUGUUUUAUUCAAUCAACAAUACCAUUAAGAAUUUAUCUUCCAAAUCUCUUAUCGUAUUUGAAUAAUGUUCUGU